Molecule: messenger RNA, 1211 nt
Organism: Centropristis striata (black sea bass)
Lineage: Eukaryota; Metazoa; Chordata; Actinopteri; Perciformes; Serranidae
Product: protein mono-ADP-ribosyltransferase PARP11
Exons: 6
Molecular function (GO): NAD+ poly-ADP-ribosyltransferase activity
Source: RefSeq, a predicted model, not a curated record
AUGGACACAUCAGAUGUCCCAUGGAGUUGGUAUUACCUGGCCGACUGUGGAAGGUGGCACAGAUUUGAGGAUGACCAAUGCAAUCACGCCCUAAGCAGUGAGGAUAUUGAAUAUUAUUACCAAAGGAACUCAAAAGGGGUGGUAACUACAUCUACAUUUAGCUAUCACAGCAAAAUCGAUUUUCCAGGUAUCUGACUACAUAUUUUUGUUCACAUCAAGUCCUAAUUUACCUCUAAAGAACUUAUAAAUUGACAUCUGUGUUUUUGUUCAGCAAUGUUACAGACCGACUCCGUCACAGGAAAGCAAAGGAGAAUCCUUCGGAGCUACAACAUUGAGAGAAGCUGCCCCUGCUUCACUGCUGCUCCUGUCUUCUGGGAAAAUGUUGAUCUCACCUGUCCAUAUCAGUUAAUCACUCUGAGUAAACUCACCCCUGAGUAUCACACCGUGGCAGAUUAUGUGAAGAAGGAUGGGCUGUUGGACAAAUCUAUUGUCUCCAUCAGCAGAAUACAGAACCUAGACCUGUGGGACAUGUACUGUCGGAAGAAGAAGCAGUUAUUGAGAAUCCAAAAAGUCAGCGAAAUUCAAGAAAGAAGACUCUUUCACGGGACCGAUCCCGCAAAUGUUGCCGCCAUUUGCAAAUAUAAUUUUGAUUUACGGUUAUCUGGAAAACAUGCCUGCGUUUACGGCAGAGGAAUAUAUUUUGCAAAGCAUGCAUCAUUUGCAGACAGAUACAGCAGUGGCAGCAGGGACCUACAGGGUGAAUACACUAAAAUAAUGUUUUUGGCUCGGGUGAUGAUCGGAAAAUCAAUUGUUGGACAAGAAUCUUUUGUAAAACCCGAUCAUGGAUGCUCUGAAAACAGCCACGAUAGCUGUGUGGAUGAUACUACCGAUCCCAGGAUAUUUAUUAUUUUUGAUCCAAAUCAAAUAUACCCAGAGUAUUUGAUUAAGUACAAAUAAGGUCAAGAGAGGAUCUUGAGGAUGUGCAAUAUGAACAUGUCUACCUCAAACUAUCUGGGUAGCAUGACUCUUGAAGAUAUUUUUACAACACUUUUUAAACUAUAUUUUUAAAGGACUCUGCUGUUACAUGAAGGAAACCUAUGUUUACAUAUAUUUAGUUAUUUUUUCAAAGGAAGCAGUCCCACUGCUGUUAGUGUAGUUAUUUAAAUACUGUUUUUAAAAAUGUUACAAAUUAUUACAAGUUGACUUUUUUC